Messenger RNA from Vicia villosa (hairy vetch), 1418 nucleotides. RefSeq lists its product as uncharacterized. Lineage: Eukaryota; Viridiplantae; Streptophyta; Magnoliopsida; Fabales; Fabaceae. The record is from RefSeq and is a predicted model, not a curated record. The transcript is spliced from 4 exons. The coding region runs from base 99 to 1160 and encodes 353 amino acids.
GUUAUCCUCAAAGCUUAUUACUCGUAUUUCAAAUUUCAAUCCACCCGUCCUUAAAACAUAACAGUUUCCUUGACAUAACUUGCUAACUCAGCUCAAUAAUGGCUUUAAGAGACGAUGAUGUUGUGAUGUUGUUGGAGAAUGCGCAACUGAGCAAGCUUGCUGCGUUACUUUUGCAUCAAGAAGAGCGACUCAUGGAAAAAAUUAAGUCAGAGCCUGAACGUGUCAAAUACCUGAAAGAAUGCAAUGGAGCUCAUGAUAAAGUCGUAAGCCUGCUUCAGGAUGGUGAAAAUUUUAAUAAGAAGUUUGAGGGAGACGAGAAGAAGGCGGACAUUGCCAAGGAAACCGUCGAUUAUAUUAAAUAUGGGAUCAAUAUGAGUAUGCAAGCGAUUAGGAACUGUAGCUUACGAGUGACUUGUAUCGACAAAAUUAAGACUCACUUCGACUCCUUGGUUACUGAACUUGCGGAGCUCGACCCUGACAACAUAUCUAAGAAACGACUUUUGGCUAAGGAAGUGUCCAUGUACAAGCAAUGUAUGUGGGAGUACACAAACAAGUGUAAGAGUGGCUCAGCUCGAGCUCUCUCUAAAGCUUACUCCAUGCUGAUCAAGCAAGAAGGCAUCAAAUUUCCCGACCUUGUGGAGAAACAUAAGAACCAGCUUGGUUAUGAAGGUGAAUUUGAGUUCCUGGAAGAUGCACAAAAGCUCGAGGUGUAUAAUAGUAUCAUCGAGGAAUCUGGAAGAGCAUCAAUCCCAAAACUUGAAUUGGCAAGUGCAGGACUUGGGAUUGCAGUGUUGGUGGUGAGCGCUGGAUUGAUGGUAUGGGACAUAUUUACUGCAGAACACAAGAUCGAGGCUGUGCUGUCCAACUCGUUAUCGACAUUAUCAGAGAUUGGCGCCUUUGCUGUUCAAGUGGCAGUUGAAGCGGCAGUGACAGAGGCAGUCGUAGAUUUGGAUGGAGCUGUGUUCAUUGUAUCAUUGGCAGGGUUUGUGGCUGGCACUGUGGCAGGUCUGUUGUUUGUUGCGGUUAGUGGUGUCUUGAUCGACCUCAUUUUCGGAGGAGGGGGUAAGACGGCACCAUCUGUGGAGGGGCUUAAGUUCCAUACCACCAAAAUGCCCGACGGCAUGGCUCUUGCCUUCCAAAUUGCUCAUGAUGGUUUCUAAACUGUGUCCACCUACAAGAAAUGUUUGUAAUAAAUGAAUUAAGUUUGUACUCGUCCUGUUCCCUUCUUCUUUCAAUAAAACCUUAUUGUCUAGGCAAAAGUUUUGUUGUCUAGCUCAAAUGACCGAAAUCAUGAAAUUGAGUUGCAAGAAAUGUUUGUAAUAAAUGAAUGAAGUUUGUACUCGUCCUGUUCACUUUUUCUUUCAAUAAAACCUUAUUGUCUAGGCAAAAGUUUUGUUGUCUAGCUCAAAUGAUCGAAA